Molecule: messenger RNA, 1557 nt
Organism: Oncorhynchus kisutch (coho salmon)
Lineage: Eukaryota; Metazoa; Chordata; Actinopteri; Salmoniformes; Salmonidae
Product: cell death activator CIDE-B
Exons: 6
Coding region: 448-1083 (211 amino acids)
Biological process (GO): apoptotic process; regulation of apoptotic process
Source: RefSeq, a predicted model, not a curated record
CAAACACCGAUCUCUAGUUGAUACCAUACUUACGAUGUAGUUAGGAUUUUUGUUCAUUGAACGGUAUCUCGAAACAGUGCAGCACUAUGAUUUGAUUGAUAUUAUGGAGAAAAAAAACGUUUAUAUGAACGCUGAUUUUCAUUGCUGACCAGCAGGUGUCCCAUAUCUACAUUGUGUUAAUCUCCGAGUAAUGAACCGUUUCUCCGCUUUUCGGCACAGUUUGUUGAAGCCCCAAAGGUUUUAGAAAGCCACCGUUUCACAUUACUAGUGACGUAUGCUCUUCAUUAGUAUUAUCGCAACUUCACUGAAAGGGUAGAAAACUGCUGAAAGGUCACUCACGGCAAAGUCCAUCCAAAAUAAAUUGGUGAGUCAGACACGCAGAAAUCGAGAGGCCACAGCAACAGGAGGAAAAACAUAAAAAGAGAGAGGAAGAUAAAAAAGUGGGAUAUGGAGACGACGUCAUCACUAAUAAAGUCUGUGACCAGGCGGGUGUGGUCGUCGGCCCCUGCCCAUCAGAGACCAUUCAGGGUGUGUUCCCAUGACAGGGGCACCAGGAAGGGCAUCACAGCAGGAACCCUGGAGGAGCUGAGAGAGAGGGUGUGCCAGGCCAAGAUGCUGUGUUUGUCCAGUCUGGCUGUGGUGCUGGUGUGUGAGGAGGAUGGGACAGUGGUGGACUCUGAAGACUUACUGAUGUCUUUGCCAGACAACACAGUCCUCAUGGCCCUGGAACCUGGACAGACAUGGAAAACUCCUCCGGGUACAACGCUCUCUAAAGCCCAAGACCCCACCCAGCCGCGGACAGGAAAGGAUAUAGCCCGCGUGACCUUUGACCUGUACCGGCAGAACCCCAAGGACGUGUUUGGCUCCCUGAACGUAAAGGGCACCUUCUCAGGCCGGUACUCCGUCAGCGCCGACUUCAAAUGUCUGGGGCCCAAGAAAGUCCUCAGAGAGGCCCUCCGCGUGGCCUCCACUCUCCUCCAGGCAGCAGGUCACAUGUUGAUCACCUCAGCUAAUCUGAUCAAGCGGCUCAUCGAGGGAGCAGAGUUCUGGCAGCCCCAGAGGGCGGAGGUUGCAGAGUACUGAAACUGAGACAGUUGAGGCUGUAAUUAAGGCUUUUGAGGCUAGAAUUGAGUAUGUACAGGUCCAAUCUUAACACGAGCUCAAGUUAGGACAUGGCCCUAUAAAAGUAUUGCUCUAGGAUCAAUGAAGAAGAGAAGAGAUUCGAUGUUUAUUAAAGCUGAACACAACAACCACACUUGUAGUAAUACCAAUUGCUGCAGCGCAACAUUCCUAUUUGUCUGUUGAAUUUUAAAUACUGUACCAUGUGUAUGAUAGCGUGAUGCAAGGUUGUGAUGAAUCUAUGUGUAGAAAGACAAUUACUCAAAUGGGUGUGUUGUAAAAUAGGAUGUAUCUAUUUCUAUAAAUCUUGGGAAUUUCCUAUGAAAGUAAGGAAUCGAAUUUUAAAAAAAAGAGUAGGCAUACAUUUUUGACUUUCUUUGUAGUUUCUAAUCACUGUCUCAUCUUGUGUUCAAUAAAUGCUUUCAGUUGUUACAUUCA